ACUCAAACACACCACACUGUCAAUCUCAACCCCAAAAAAUCACUUCCACUUUCUCACACAUUUAUAAUCAGCAAAGAACAUGGCCGGAGUGAUGAAUUUGAUGUGCUCGGUCCUCAUCGUGGCGGCAUUGAUCGCGGCCAUUGCUCCCCAGAGCGAGGCCGUGAUCGGGUGCGGCCAGGUGGUUUCAUACCUCAACCCAUGCCUCCCCUAUGUGACGAAUAGGGGCCCGCUUGGGGGGUGCUGCGGCGGCGUAAAGGGUCUUUACAGCGCUGCCAAGACGACGCCAGACAGGAAGAGCGUCUGCAACUGCCUGAAAUCCCUGGCCGGGUCAUACGGCGGCGUCAACCUUGGCAAGGCCGCCAGCCUCCCCGGCCAGUGCGGUGUCAGAAUUCCGUACAAGAUCAGCCCUUCCACUGACUGCUCCAAGGUGCAGUGAGGAUUGAUCAUAAUAUGCCGAUUUCAGUUGUAUUCUGACAGCCUAGCUACGUUGAAGUACUAUGAAUAAAACAAGAUAUUGGUUGUAACAUUUAAUGGUUUCUUACCAUUGGAUAUGAUGAACCAAUAUUUGCUUUUAUAUUAUUAAUGAGAGUGACUUCUAUUUA
Messenger RNA from Salvia splendens (bonfire salvia), 602 nucleotides. Its product is annotated as non-specific lipid-transfer protein 2. The record is from RefSeq and is a predicted model, not a curated record. The transcript is spliced from 2 exons. Gene Ontology annotation, biological process: lipid transport. The coding region runs from base 80 to 436 and encodes 118 amino acids. NCBI's taxonomy places the organism in Eukaryota, Viridiplantae, Streptophyta, Magnoliopsida, Lamiales, Lamiaceae. Gene Ontology annotation, molecular function: lipid binding.